This is a messenger RNA of Choloepus didactylus (southern two-toed sloth), 4081 nucleotides long. RefSeq names its product transmembrane protein 248 (gene TMEM248). The record is from RefSeq and is a predicted model, not a curated record. The coding region runs from base 284 to 1228 and encodes 314 amino acids. NCBI's taxonomy places the organism in Eukaryota, Metazoa, Chordata, Mammalia, Pilosa, Megalonychidae. The transcript is spliced from 7 exons.
GUUGACGGUGGCGUUUUCUCACCCGGAAACCCCGGCUGCCGGAGCCUAAGCGGAUCUUGAAUUGCUGCGGCUCGAGCCGGGCUGGCCUCUGGUCCUCGCGUCGGCCCCUGGAACGCGAAGCUGCCCCCGCCGCGGCGUGGAGGAUGGUGCCAAGCGGCCCCGGGCCCGCCGCGCGCCACCGCGAGUGAGCCCAGCGCGGCCGCGGGCGGCCGCCGAGUAGCUGGCCCGGCCGGGCCCGGGGCGCGCCGCUGCCCGCCGGGGCGGGGUGAAACUGAUCAGAAUAAUGUUCAGCAUCAACCCCCUGGAGAACCUGAAGGUGUACAUCAGCAGUCGGCCUCCUUUGGUGGUUUUUAUGAUCAGUGUAAGCGCUAUGGCAAUAGCUUUCCUCACCCUGGGCUAUUUCUUCAAAAUCAAGGAGAUUAAGUCACCGGAAAUGACAGAGGAUUGGAAUACUUUUCUGCUGCGGUUUAAUGAUUUGGACUUGUGUGUAUCAGAGAAUGAAACAUUAAAGCAUCUCACAAACGACACCACAACUCUGGAAAGCACAAUGACCAGCGGGCAGGCCAGGGCAUCCACACAGUCUCCCCAGGCCCUGGAGGACUCGGGCCCAGUUAACAUCUCAGUUGCAAUCACUCUAACCCUGGACCCACUCAGACCCUUUGGAGGGUACUCUCGCAAUGUCACCCAUCUGUACUCGACCAUUUUAGGGCAUCAGAUUGGACUUUCAGGCAGGGAAGCCCACGAGGAGAUAAACAUCACCUUUACCCUGCCUACAGCUUGGAGCUCGGAUGAUUGUGCCCUUCACGGUCACUGUGAGCAGGUGGUGUUCACAGCCUGCAUGACCCUCACAGCCACCCUCGGUGUGUUUCCUGUCACUGUACAGCCACCACACUGUGUCCCUGACACAUACAGCAACGCCACGCUAUGGUACAAGAUCUUCACAACUGCCAGAGAUGCCAACACAAAAUAUGCUCAAGAUUACAAUCCUUUCUGGUGUUACAAGGGGGCCAUUGGAAAAGUCUAUCAUGCUUUAAAUCCCAAGCUUACAGUUAUCAUUCCUGAUGACGAUCGUUCAUUAAUAAAUUUGCAUCUAAUGCACACCAGUUACUUCCUCUUUGUGAUGGUCAUAACAAUGUUUUGCUAUGCUGUCAUCAAAGGCAGACCAAGCAAAUUGCGGCAGAGCAAUCCUGAAUUUUGUCCUGAGAAGGUGGCUUUGGCUGAAGCCUAAUCUUACAUCUCCCCUUGUUCUGAGAGAGAUUGAGAGAAGCAUGAUCAUUGCCUGCUGAACCCAGCCUGGGCCUGGACACUCUGUGAAUACAUUAUCUUGCAAUGUUGGGUUAUUCCAGCCAAAGACAUUUCAAGUGCCUGUAACUGAUUUGUACAUAUUUAUAAAAUCUGUUCAGAAAUUGGUCCAAUGAUGCACUUGCUUUGCACUGGGUGCAGCCAGAACCUUUUCUCCCUCACCUGUGGACUUGGUGGGGUGUUUCUGCCUAGCGCCAGGAGGAUUUGUGGGUCUCGCUGCACUGGAGCAGGUCCUGAUGUCCUUACCAAGGUCAUAGGGGCAUUCCAUUGCCAGUGGGGUUGAGGUUUCCUUUGGUUCUUGUUUCAGCCCAGUGUGUACAGAAUGUUUGAAAACUUCUACACCUUUGAUAUGAUAUUGCAUUUCCAAAGCCACCAAUCCAUUUUGUGGAUUUAAUGUGUCUGUGGCUUAAUAAUCAUCGUAACAACAAUUAAACCUUUUUUUCUCUUUUGCUUGCAAGGAAUACACCUAUCUUUCUAAGUGGUUUUUUUUUUUUUUUGUUUGGUUUGGUUUCUUUUUUGUUUGGUUUGGUAUUUUUGAAGAAGAAGAAGAGAAAACAAAAUAGUCACAUUUUAAUACUACUCUAGUUAGGACAGACUUGUGCUUUUAUCUUGAGUAAAAGUUAAAUAUUUAAAAGAUACCCACAUGGUAAAGAUCUAAGUUUCAUUUUCCACAUGGCUGGUAAGAAAGGUGGUCUUGAUCAGGUUGGCACAGAAUGUUCCACUGUCUUUUUCUCCUCUGUUGCCCUUUCCCUCCAUUACAAAAUUUAAAGCAGCUUCCUUGCUCAAAAGGGCUUAAAAAUUAAGUAAAAUGGUUCUAGAGAAGAGUAGAAAUUAGUUCUAUGUUCUGGAAUGCAGAUGACAGCAUGGAAAGAGAGAAUAAUUGGGUCUAAUAGUUCUGAAAGUAUUUCUUGCCCUUUUCUUUUUUUAAGUGGGGAUAGAUUUUUCUGUUUUUUUUUUUUUUUGGUUUGUUUUUUAGCAUUUAUUUUUAUACAAGUAGCAUGUCUUCAGAAGGAAAAUGACAACUCAUAGAUUCAAUAACAUUAUAAAAAUGAUGCCUGUGGGAUUUAAAGGAGAGCAAUUCUGAUUUGCCAAUCAUCAGAGAAAACCAAAAGAAUUUUUCUUUUAUGACAUUUUUGAUGAUCUAGUUCCCCUAUCCCUUCUUUCUAACCCAUUUUCAUUAAAAAAAAAAAACAAACAAACCACAAACCAUGCAUUACCUUUUCCAGUCCUUUUUUGUUACUUGUAUUCUUGUUCCCUUCCAUCCCUUUCUCUUUCCUUUUUUUAACUUUUUAGGAGUUGAAUUAUUUCAGGGUCUCCCCCACAUAUUUUAAAUGCUGGCUGCCUUAAUAACUCAUUAUCAUUAAUGACUGUUGUGUUCUCCCAGGCAGUUGUAAAGCAGAAAGGCAAUUAAAACCUUGGACGUGACUGUCAGCAUUUCUUUCCCCUAACUCUAGGUCUGUAGUUUGUUCUAAAUUAGAAUCAUUUCCCACAGAUUGAAAUAUAUUGGCCUCAAACAUUUUCUCCUAGGCAUUCUUGAAUGGAAAACAAUUGUGGGCUUUUACUGAGGAUUGUUACAACAAUCACCGAGAUAACUUGAUGUGAUGGUACUCCCUUUUUUCCCUUGAGUACAUUUCCAGUGCGGUAAUCAUAUCUUUCUCCCCAGUUUUUUUGUAUGAUAUGAAUUGUUUACCUGAUGCAUGGCUAACGUGUUAAUGUAGUUUUCUCUUUCGAGACUUUGAGACCCUUAUGAGACAAGAUUGAGAAAGAGCCAUUUGGCUUGGCUUCUAAAAACAUCAGUAUCACAAAGACCAUCAGAUUUUAGAUUAGGCUGUUACUCCAAUGAAGUAGAGUCACGGAAAUAGAUUUAUAACUGGCAGAGUAAUAUAAAAGGAGAAAGACAAGUGAAAAAAGUCAAUUUCACCAGUUUGUUCAAUCCAGCUUGAUGCUAAUAUUAAUUACCCUUUUUUCAAUUACAGGGAAUGACUGGAAUCUUUAGUCAGGGGAGAGGAGGAACUGUUAGGCAUGAGGAAAGUAAGUGCCAAAAUUGCCUGGACAGUAUGACUUGUCAUGCAACCAGGACGCUCAUUUUAAAAUCCAGAAUUCACCCUCACUGGUAAUUCUCAAAGGUCUUACAGAAACCCAGAGUCAAUCAGAUGUAUAAAGGAAUGUUGGGGAGAAGAGGCCGUGGGACCUGGGUGAAAAAAAUUGGUAACUGAAGAGACUUCCAUUGACUCUCAGGAAGUCCAGGGACCUGUUACGAGCUGGGCAUUCCCAGACAGGGCCUGGUCUUCAGCUGUACCUUGCUGGCGGAUCUCAGGAGGAUUGGAAGAGUGUUGCAGAUGGGGCCUGCUUGCUGUUUGGGCUGACCCCGCACUGGAGCACUGGCUCGUCCUCAGGCGUCUUGGACUAAAGGUCCAAUAAAAGGUCAGCAACUUACUAUUAAAAUGGUUGUUUCAGAUCAUAUUGAUCUCUUUCCUUUUUCUUUUUUGUCCUUUCACUGUAUGACUUGAAUCAGUUUUGAUUCUAUUUGUAAGUUUUUCUCGUUAUUAGGAACCUGCUAUUUCUGUUGCAUUUUCUUUGGCAGUAUGUAGAGAUUCAACAUCCUGAUUUUUCAACCCUCCUUAGGCACUGGGGGGGCUCCAAGGGCCAGCGGAUCCAUUUCACUUAUCUUAUUGCAUGAUGGUCAGCAGCUGAUCUGUUAUGACAUUCACUCCCAGAUUAAUUUUCCGUGUUUGAAAUAUGUGCAUAUGUGCUUUACAGAAUAAAACAUCUGAAUUUA